This is a messenger RNA of Phaedon cochleariae (mustard beetle), 693 nucleotides long. The record is from the annotation of a GenBank genome assembly. Lineage: Eukaryota; Metazoa; Arthropoda; Insecta; Coleoptera; Chrysomelidae.
AUGGGUCGAGACGGUACUCGAAGUCAAAGCCAAAGCAGUAAGGGUGAGGAUGAACUGCACUCAGUUGUUAAAGAUUUCGUCACGAAAUUAUAUACAGCAGAUGAUUUUAUUCGGCAAUUAACCGAAACAAUAACUGGUAUUAUCGAACAAAAAUACAACCCAAUGAUCGAGGAAUUGAAAAACGAGAAUCGGAAAAUAAAUGAUAAACUACAGAAGCAGGAGGAUAUGAUAAACAUUUUGAUGAACCAUCAAAAGAAACACGAGCAAAUCAGAAGAAGUAGAAACCUUCGAAUUUAUGGAGUUGAAGAAAAAGUGAAUGAAAACAUUACUAAAUCUGUUUUGGAUAUCUUCACUACAAAAAUGAAACUGAAGUUAGAUGAGUCCAGUAUUGAAUUCUGUUAUAGACUCAAGAAAAAGGAACUGAAUAAAACCAGUCCAAUUAUGUUGAGAUUUUCUUCAAACUAUUUCAAGAAUAUGGUCUAUAAUAACAAGAAGCUGUUGAAAUCCACGAAAAUUGUCAUUAGAGAGGAUUUGACGACUGAACAGUUGAAAAUUGUGAGUGAAGCUAUGAAAAAAGUUGGGGCAUCAGGAGUAGUGUGGACUAACUCCGGAAAAAUUUAUGUCAAGUUGAAUAGUCAACAAAAUGGAAUUAGAAUUGGAAGUCUAGAUGACAUAAAUAAAUUACGCAUAUGA